AUGGCGUCCAUCCGCCUCCUCGCCACCGUAACGCUACUCAUCGUCAUCGCUUCAGCCCAGCAAUGCAACCUCAAGACCUUGAAGUCCUCUUAUCCAGCGCCUGCUACUGCCGAUGGCUGGAACUACAGUAUCAUCGCCAAUGAGCUUAGACGACCCCGAGGUAUACUAUUCGACAGCGAAGGUGCUCUCAUUGUGAUAGACUCUGGAAAUGGCAUAAUACAUUUCGAACUCGAUGAUGAAGGUGGAACCUGCUUGCAAGUCAAGAAGAAGACCACUCUACUAAAGAAGAAUAACCUCAACCAUGGCAUCGCCCUCUCUAAAGAUGGACGUACAAUCUAUGCUUCAUCAUCCGAUGAAGUCUUUGCUUGGUCCUAUGACCCAUCCAAACUCACCCUCAGCGAAUCUUCUGCCCAGACUUUAGUUAACAAUAUGACUAACGGAGGUCAUACCUCUCGAACCCUGCUCAUCUCACAGAAACAUCCAGACAUGCUGCUCGUGUCCCGGGGUAGCGAUGGGAACGAUGACGCAGGUGCUGAAGAUCGUGACUCUGGUCGCUCUCAGAUCCGCGCCUUCAACAUCUCGUCUUUCAGCGGCAAUUCCGAUAAAAAGCCUUACGAUUAUCUUGACGGCGAGAUCCUCGGCUGGGGUCUUCGCAAUUCCGUCGGCGUGGCAGAGCAUCCAGAGACAGGUGGCAUUUUCAGCGUUGAGAAUUCCGCCGACGAACUACAUCGUAAUGGUAAAGACAUCCACAAGGACAACCCAGGCGAGGAGAUGAAUUUCCACGGGUAUCUUAAUGGCUCUGAUGAUCAGGGUGGCAACUACGGCUACCCUCUUUGCUAUACCCUCUGGUCUACAGAAGGCUUCCCUAAUCUCGGCGACCUGAAGAUAGGCGAUCAAUUUCCAGCUGAUCGCCAGGCUGACGGCGAUAAUGCUACCGCCCUUACUGAUGAGGAAUGCAAAUCCGACUACGUUGCUCCAGUCCUAGCGUUCCAAGCCCAUAUGGCGCCUCUUGACCUGAAGUUUGACGAGAAUGGAACAAGAGCCUAUGUAUCUUUUCACGGUAGCUGGAACCGCAAUCCACCAGUUGGAUACAAAGUCUCGUACGUAGAUUUCCAAGAUGGUAAACCUGCAUCUUCUUCACGAAGCACGAACGCUACUACACCCAUAAUCUACAACAAAGAUCUCUCCAAAUGUCCGGAUGACUGCUUCCGCCCCGUCGGUCUGGCCUGGGAUUCUAAGGGUAGACUGUGGUUCAGUUCUGACAAGACUGGCGAGAUCUUUGUGUUGAGUCACGAGGGCGGCUCGGGUUCAACUGGAGGGAAUGGAUCUGAAUCCAGCUCUGGCAGUGGUGAUGAUGAUAACGAUUCCGCGUCUCUACAGCCAGGAUCGGCUGCUUUCAUUAUCACCAUUGCGGCUUUCAUCGUAGGAGGUUUACUUGCGUAA
Fusarium tjaetaba is the source of this 1443-nucleotide messenger RNA. Its product is annotated as l-sorbosone dehydrogenase. The record is from RefSeq and is a predicted model, not a curated record. Bases 1 to 1443 code for a protein of 480 amino acids. The transcript has 3 exons. Lineage: Eukaryota; Fungi; Ascomycota; Sordariomycetes; Hypocreales; Nectriaceae.